This is a messenger RNA of Drosophila subpulchrella, 3572 nucleotides long. It is a transcript of the gene RhoGAP54D, whose product is annotated as rho GTPase-activating protein 21. NCBI's taxonomy places the organism in Eukaryota, Metazoa, Arthropoda, Insecta, Diptera, Drosophilidae. Gene Ontology annotation, molecular function: GTPase activator activity. Gene Ontology annotation, cellular component: cytoplasm. Bases 1 to 3333 code for a protein of 1110 amino acids. The record is from RefSeq and is a predicted model, not a curated record. Gene Ontology annotation, biological process: signal transduction; regulation of small GTPase mediated signal transduction. The transcript is spliced from 8 exons.
AUGCCUAAGAGUAUUGGAGAGCGUCCCAAGGCGUUCGGUGGCGUCUCGUUUAAUUUUCAAUUUCAGCAGUUAAAAUCCGCGAUAAAUGUGAUAAAUGCUGAAUUACGUGCUCGGGCAACAAACCUUCGAGGAUUAUACAUUUCUAGCAACAAAAUCGCCACAGGCGGAAGUGAAAGGAGUAGCCUUCGGCUUUUCCAAACGAACUUGUCAUUGUCCUUCCCAACGUUGUUGUUGUUGUUUUCCUAUAAUCGCUGUCAGUCGUUGUUGUGGUUGCUCGUGGGUAACUACAGUGUUUACUCGGUAGUGUCGACGGCUUACAAGGCAAGCACCAUGGACACUGACCAUGCGAACCUAAAUGACUUCAGGGAUCGCGAUCUGGCCACGCGCAUGCGCCGCUGCAAUUACGAAAAGUACAAAUCCCUGGUGCGCAUGCACUUGUCCUUUGAACUGGAGCUGAAUACGGAUGAGUUCGAUCUCCCCUGUCACGAGAUCGUCUACGAGGACAAGGGCAAGCUGAAGAAGUGGAACCGCUUGUCCAAAAAACAUCGCCUGGGCCACGGAGCAUCAGCUGCCACAUCCUGUGCCGCCGGCUCUGGCAGCAAAUCCGUGGGCAAUAGUCCCACAGAGACACUGCAGCAGCAAAUUGACCCUGGAUUCCUGAUGCACCUUCAAGAGCUCAAGGAGUUCCUCAUGCUGGAGAAGAAUCUCACCCAGGAGGGACUGUUCCGCAAGGCCGGAGCCGUGUCCCGGCAAAACGAACUUCGGAUGCACAUCCAGCACGACAAACCACUAAAUUUAGAACAGGCUGGCUUCUCGGCCCACGACUGCGCCACCGUUUUCAAGGGAUUCCUUUCGGAGCUGCCAGAACCCCUACUCACAGACGCCCACUAUCCAGCCCAUCUCCAGAUAGCCCCGCUCUGCCAGGCGCUCAAUGGUCAAGUGGCAGCCACCGCCGAGCGACAGCGUCACCUGCUCAACUCGGUGCAGCUGCUGCUCCUGCUUUUGCCCGAAGAACAUCGCGAACUCCUGCAGCACAUCAUCGAAAUGCUGCAUGCCGUGGCCCAGCACGAGAAGAGCAACAAGAUGAGCGCCGAGAAUUUGGCCACUUUGUUUACGCCCCAUCUGAUCUGCCCCAGGCAACUGCCGCCGGAGGUGCUGCACUACCAGGCCAAGAAGAUGGCCAGCAUCGUGACCUACAUGAUCGUCCGCGGACUUGACAUCUUCGAGGUGCCCGGCAAGCUGUCUACAGACAUCCGGGCGUACUUUCUCGAGCGCAAACGAAAGAAAACCAUGUCGCCGGAACAAACGCUCGACGAGUCCAUCUCGGACGUCUCGACGGUCAACACGGUGUACACUUUUGUAGACCGCGCCGCCACUGCAGCGGCCACCAAUACGAAUAAUACGGAUACGGAGCUGGCGCAGCUUUAUGCCCACAUCCAGAGCAUGCCGGAGUCCUCCAAAAAGCGACGACUGAUCAAGCAGUUCAACAAACAAAACGGGCAGGGCACACCGUUGCAGCUGGUGGUAAUGAAUCGACUGAAGAACAACGAGGCCACUCGGAGUGCCAAGUCUUUGGGCGAUUCCAUUAAGAAGCACAUUUUCCACAAGAGUCUCAUGUCACGCACUCCGAAGAGAGUGCCUCCUAGCUUCCAUAUGGCUGGAGGACCCGAGACGCCAAAUAUGUCGCAUGUGAAACCGCCCAAGAUGCGGGUGCUUUUCCAGAGUCCCACGCCACCCACUCCCACCUCAUCGACCAUCACCAGCGUCACCCUGGCCACUAACCCCCGGCAUCAGCUUCAGAAAUCCAUCUCAUCAGCGUCCCUCAAGAUCGAGUCCUCGUCCUCGGACAGCAGUUCCAGCUGUCCGGCCAGCGGUAGCAUCUCGGCUCCAGUUAGUCGUCAGCAAUCCAAGGAAUCGCCUUCGUGCGGAGUUGCUGUUGUCCCCGGCCAGGAUCUGGAUGAGAUCAAUGCCGAUUGCUGUGUCACACCAUUGAAGAUUAUGUCAGCGGUUGCCAAGCAGCUAAUUGACAAGAAGAGUGUGGCCUGGGACGAGCACCGACUGCUAGAGGUUGAGGAGUACUCGAAUCCCUCCACGCCCGUCCAGCAAUCGUCGCGUUACAAGUCGGAGCCUAAUCUCUCGAGUAUCCUGCCGCAGGUGGACGCCGAGGAGGAGGACGACGGUGCACUAACGCCCAUUGUAGAGGGCCGCAGCACCAUGCCAGCGAGCAGCCACCACAUGGGCAGAUCGAUAACCCGCAAGUUGAUGAAGGGCGUCAGCAUGGGCAAUCUCAGAUUUCCCUUCAGCACGCCGGAGACGACUAAACGGCUGGUGCGCAGUGUGUCGGCCACGUUGAGAAGACGUCACAGUGGCGAAGAGGGCAAACACUGCCCAUCUGCAGCGGAUGCACCGCUGCUAGAGGAUGUGGAUGACAGCGAUGAAGAGGACGUCCAUCAUGUUGAGGUGGACGAGGAGGACGACGAUACGCUGUCGGAGAAUAAUGGCAGCUCCAAUGAACUGCCCGCCAUGAAUCUGGGCUAUCGACAGAUCCUUCAGAGCAGCGUCUACCGCAACAUGGAUCUCAUCACGAGCACACCUGCUCUCCACAUGGGGCGGCGUUCCAUGUCGCCCAUCACCAAGUCCACUCAACGCAUGCCCAAGGCGAUGCAGGAAUCAAUUAUGACUCCUCGCUCCCGAAAACCCGUGAUGCUGCUGACCGCCUUGGCUGGCAAUGGCGACAAGCAGCUGAACCUGAGCUUUGCCGAGCAAGAGGAGCAGGAUUCGAUUGGAGGCACACCCACGAAGCAGCUGGAACCGCCUUCGCUGCACAGUGAGGAUGCGACUUCUCUUGGAGGAUAUGCUGAUAUCAUUGGGCAGCAGCAGAGUUUUGCCCUCUUUAACUCCAGACAGCGCACCACAAGCAGCAGCACCAGCAACGAAGACUCAAAGCCCUCGAAUGCCUUGUCCAGUGAUUUCAAGGAAUACUUGCUAACACGCAGCGUGCUAACCGCCAGUCCGACGGACUUAUCGUUUGCCAGUCGCUCGGAUGACUUCGGCGGAGCCAGCACAACGCAGGACAUCGACGACUUGGACGAGUCUGAUCUGAGUCCCAGCCUCCUCUACUGCCUGGACGGGAAUGAGCCCACUUUGGCCUCACCCUUCGGCAACAGCAACGGUAGAAAGCGAUCGGCGGGCACGCCCUUAAAAUCUACAUUGAUUACCAACCUUGAUGCGGAUAACAAGGAGAACAUGGAGAACCUCCAGGAGGAGCACUCGCGCACCAAAAAGCUUCUUAUUACUUCUCCCGAGGAGUAUCCGGGCGAAACGGCCCUCUAGCUUUAAGUCAAUUCUGUCGCCCCUAGCUAUUUUCAUAUACUAACGUUAAAACCGUUGUACGGUUUUAAAAAAUCAUCUCUCUUUAAAAUGCUAAAAGAAACAAGAUUGCUUCCGUGAAAAAAUGUUUUCGUAAUGACACAUUCUCUCGUUUUAACUUGGCCGCGCUCUAAAAGUUUAGCUUAAGAUCUUACAUUUUAAAUGCAUGCCUUUACCCAUUAUAAAGAUACAUAUAUAAUUAU